This is a messenger RNA of Funneliformis mosseae, 525 nucleotides long. The record is from the annotation of a GenBank genome assembly. NCBI's taxonomy places the organism in Eukaryota, Fungi, Glomeromycota, Glomeromycetes, Glomerales, Glomeraceae.
AUGCUUGAAAAUGUUAUCAGACCUAAAUUCCCACCCACUUUAACAACAGACAUUCUCCUCGAAAAAUUACGUAAAUCCAAAAAACCUUACUCAAAAAUAAACGCUUAUUUUGUGUAUAGAAUGGAAUUUCAAGAAGAGUAUCAUCGUAACAAUAUUAAAAUACCUACAACCAAAAUAUCCUCGAUCACAAGUAUUUCUUGGAAAGAAGAAUCUGUCGAAACAAAAGCCUUUUAUAAAAAACUUGCAGAUGAUGCUAAAUCUUUAUAUAAACCAAAAGAUUUAUAUUUCGUAGAGGACAAACAUAUGAAGAAGAUUAAAAGUAAUCAAGAAAACGGAAAAGUUUUACCUUCGCGGGUGACAGGUGUAGCAGACUCCGAUUAUGUCGAUCAAACCGUCCAAACCAGCGAUCCUUUUGAAGAGACUAGUGGUCUUCUUAUUGAUGGCUCUUCUGCUUCCAUUAAAUUUUACGAACAUCCAGGGACGAAUUCAGCUGAUAUAGAACUAUUUGGCAUGCUUGAUUCGUAG